AUGUGCUUAUACAGACGCAAUAUGCAUCAAAUGACUGAUGGCUUAGAAAAACCUGGUGAAAUUCGUGUGCCACUUGCAAUAACACUGGCCAUUGCCUGGGUCCUCGUGUACUUCUGUAUCUGGAAAGGUGUUCGCUGGACUGGAAAGGUUGUUUACUUCUCUGCCACCUACCCAUACUUCAUGCUGUUCAUUUUGUUUAUUCGUGGAGUGACCCUGCCUGGGGCUAAAGAUGGAAUCAUGUUCUAUGUCACUCCUGAUUUUGAGAAGCUGAAGCAGUCUGAGGUUUGGCUGGAUGCUGCAACACAGAUUUUCUUCUCCUAUGGUUUGGGACUAGGCUCUCUUAUUGCUCUGGGCAGCUACAACCCUUUCAAUAACAAUGUGUACAGAUCCCCCCCCCCCCCUGUAGCUGCAUCAGGUCCUGGUUUGGCGUUUUUAGCUUAUCCAGAAGCUGUGACGCAGUUGCCCGUCUCACCACUGUGGGCUAUUCUCUUCUUCUCCAUGCUGCUGAUGCUGGGAAUCGACAGUCAGUUCUGCACAGUGGAGGGCUUCAUCACUGCUCUGGUGGAUGAAUUCCCACGGCUGCUCAGGAAAAGAAGAGAGAUUUUCAUUGCAUGUGUUUGCGUUGUGUCCUACGCCAUUGGGCUGUCCAAUAUCACGCAGGGUGGCCUCUAUGUGUUUAAACUCUUUGACUAUUACUCAGCCAGUGGAAUGUGUCUGCUCUUCCUGGUGUUCUUUGAGUGUAUCUCAAUCUCCUGGUGCUAUGGUGUGAACAAAUUUUAUGAUAACAUCCAGGAAAUGAUUGGAUACAAGCCUUGUCUGUGGUGGAAACUCUGCUGGGUUUUCUUCACCCCUCUAGUUGUUGGUGGCGUGUUCCUCUUCAGCGCGGUGCAAAUGGUUCCUCUUACAAUGAACAACUAUGUAUUCCCUAAAUGGGGUCAAGGAGUGGGCUGGCUCAUGGCUCUGUCCUCUAUGGUUCUCAUACCUGGCUAUAUGGGCUACAUGUUCCUCACCCUGAAGGGCACAUAUAAGGAGCGGAUCAGGAUAAUGCUGCAGCCUCCAGCAGUCAAGCGUACUCAGGAGAAUGGGCCAGACCAACAGCAGCUGCAGCCGGAGCAAUCACCACAGCAACCACAAUCACCGCAGCAACCAGACCAAGCACCACAGCAACCACAAUUACCACAGCAACCACAAUCACCACAGCAACCAGACCAAGCACCACAGCAACCACAAUCACCACAGCAGCCACAAUCACCGCAGCAACCACAAUCAUCGCAGCAACCACAAUCACCACAGCAACUACAAUCACCACAGCAACCAGACCAAGCACCACAGCAACCAAAACAACCACCGCAGCCGCAGGCAGAUAGUUCUUCUUCAACUAACCCUGGCAAUGAUGCCAAUGUCUAAAACCAGUAUAAUUGAACCCCAGCAGAGAGCAAUCAAAGAUUAACAACACAGAAGACUUCCAUGUUUAUACAGUAAUAGAAUCAUCUACCUCCAGGGGUCAUACAUAAUCAAGCUAAAAGUAAGCAAAAGUAAAAAAUAAAUAUAUAUAUAUA
Messenger RNA from Sinocyclocheilus grahami, 1559 nucleotides. Its product is annotated as sodium- and chloride-dependent GABA transporter 1-like. The record is from RefSeq and is a predicted model, not a curated record. Gene Ontology annotation, molecular function: gamma-aminobutyric acid:sodium:chloride symporter activity. NCBI's taxonomy places the organism in Eukaryota, Metazoa, Chordata, Actinopteri, Cypriniformes, Cyprinidae. Gene Ontology annotation, biological process: amino acid transport; nitrogen compound transport; neurotransmitter transport. Gene Ontology annotation, cellular component: axon; cell surface; plasma membrane. The transcript has 10 exons. The coding region runs from base 1 to 1407 and encodes 468 amino acids.